Miniopterus natalensis is the source of this 2347-nucleotide messenger RNA. Lineage: Eukaryota; Metazoa; Chordata; Mammalia; Chiroptera; Miniopteridae. The record is from RefSeq and is a predicted model, not a curated record.
GAUAGCGACCUUCCCCUCCAGGAAUCUGCUGAGGAAGCAGCUCCAGCUGCAGGGAGGCCCGAGUGCUGCCAGGGCCCAGGAUGGCGGGAGAGUCCGGGGAGAGCGCGGCCCUGGACACCCCAUCGGCCGAGGACCGGAUAGGGCUUCAUGUCAUAAAGGUGGAGGACCAGGAGGCCUCUGCCUUUGCGGAGGCCAACUGGAGGGGGACCCGUACCCCCGGUUUGGAACAGUCCCGCCAGCGCUUCCGCGGGUUCCGCUACCCUGAGGCCCGGGGGCCCCGCCAGGCGCUGAGCCAGCUCCAUGAGCUCUGCCGGCUGUGGCUGCGGCCCGAGACGCACAGCAAGGAGCAGAUGCUGGAGCUGCUGGUGCUGGAGCAGUUCCUGAGCAUCCUGCCCGCGGGGCUGCAGGCCCGGGUGCGGGAGCAGCACCCGGAGAGCGGGGAGGAGGCCGUGGUGCUGUUGGAGUAUCUGCAGAGGCCGCUGGAGGAGCCCGCGCCGCAGGUAGAGGCAGGUUCGGUGUCUCAGAGCCUGGCCUGUUUCCUCCUGAAACCUCACGAGCUGAGGUGGGGCAUUUCCUUUAGGACCCAGAGUUCACAGUCUCUCUGUGGACCAGGAACCUCCUUGGCAGUAGGUGAAGUCCCUGGACCCCUUCUCAUAAUAAUAUUCUUAAAAUAAAAUCUCCUCACUCCCCAGCACGCCUGUUCUCCCUCAUUCUUGUACUUAAGCCCCAUCCAUGGUGUAGAUAGACCUCUGUCAUUCUUGCCUCCUUGGGACUCAACAGAGCUCUCCUCCACGCCGCAGGGUGUAACAGACAGUUGUUGGCCCUUUGUUCUUUCAGGUGGUGAAAUACAGACCAAGAUCCAAGAGUUGCCUCUAGCUGAGGAGCACCUGGAACAGGAGCCUGGGCAGAUACCGUGCCACCUGGGUGAAGCCAUUGCCAAGAUAGCUACAUGUGCAGGGGCCAGUGAACUGGAGGGCAGAUUACAAAGAAAGCAGAAGACCACCGCUGGGAGGAGGCGGCACAUUUGCCAUGAAUGUGGAAAGAGCUUUGCUCAGAGCUCAGGCCUGACUAAGCACAGGAGAAUCCAUACUGGGGAGAAGCCCUAUGAGUGUGAAGACUGCGGCAAGUCCUUCAUCACGAGCUCAGCCCUUGUUAUUCAUGAGAGAGUCCACACUGGGGAGAAGCCCUACGCCUGUGAAGAAUGUAGCAAGGUCUUCAGUCACAGCUCAGACCUUACUAAGCACCACAGAACACACACUGGGGAGAAGCCCUAUGAGUGUGAUGACUGUGGGAAGACCUUUAGCCAGAGCUGCAGCCUCCUUGAACAUCACAGAAUCCAUACUGGGGAGAAGCCGUACCGGUGCAGCGUGUGUGGCAAAGCCUUUAGGCGGAAUUCACAUCUCCUGAGACAUCAGAGGGUCCAUAGAGAUAGAAAUGUUCAGGAUGCUGAGCAUGGAGAGACUUGGGAGAGUCACGGGAAGAGAGAGAGCCAGGAGGGGGAUGUUGAGGCUCCCGUGUCUUAUAAAUGUAAUGAGUGUGAGAGAAGUUUCACUAGGAACAGAAGCCUUAUUGAACACCAGAAAAUCCACACGGGUGAGAAACCCUAUGAGUGUGAUGCAUGUGGAAAGGGCUUCACCCGAACUUCAUACCUUGUUCAACAUCAGAGAAGCCACGUUGUGAAGAAAAUUCUGUCCCGGUGACCCAUGGCUUGGGUGCCAAAGUUGGUGCUCCUUCCUCGUUGAACUGAAGCCACCCUGGAGCCCUUGCUGACCACAGAGAGUUUGGGCUGGGGCUUCAUUUGCCACAGGUUAUCAGGUGGUGUCAGAGAUCUGCCACACUCUGGAAGGUGACUGGAAAAACACUUGUUUGAAAAGAGGCUCUGAAUUAUUGUCUGGAAGAGGUAGGACCUGAUACUGUUUCUUCUGACCUAUUGGACUUCAGGGGCUUCCAGACUGGCUCCUCCCCCUGAGCCACCACUUUAUGACAUUCCUGAGUUGGUGGCUCUGAUCUGAUGUCUAGAAUUCUGAGGUAUUUCUAACUAAGGCCAUCAGCAUUUCUGUCUAAUUCUCUAAGGCUCUAGACUCGGAGGUCAAUGUAGUCCUUUUUUUUUUUUUUGUAGUCCAUUUUUUGCUGAGCACAUAGGAUUGGCAAAAUGGAGGUGAGGACUGUAUACUGUGAUCGAAAGAACCCAAAACUUUUUAAAAACGACACUAGGAAUUCUAGUGUGAAUUCCUUAAACUGUUUAUUUACCUUUAAAUAGUUGUGAACAUGUGCCAACCAUAGAAUUUCAUUCUUUUGUUAAUGUUUCUCUGACAUUUUAUAAAGAAUUGGUACUAACUUUAACAGA